AUGGUCUUGCAUCACCACGUCGAUCCAGACGCUUUGGAAAUCCAAUUGAUCUCCAAACAUAAAAAUAUUAACAGUAAAUUGAUAUCAAAAAUUCAAGCAAACAAUAUCAGUUACUUGGAUAGCAAUUAUGAGAACACCAUUCCGAAAUAUACCAUUCCCUCCAAUGGUGUUGGUUCCGAUUCUGCAUAUCAGUUGAUACAUGAUGAAUUGAAUUUGGAUGGGAAUCCAACUUUGAAUUUUGCCAGCUUUGUCAAUACAUUUGUUGAUCAUAAUGUGAAGAAGUUACUAGUGGAAAACUUUACCAAGAACUUGGCUGAUAGUGAUGAAUAUCCAGCGCUUAUGGAGAUCCAUAGCAGAUGCAUCUCUAUCUUGGCCGACUUGUGGAAUGCCCCCAAAGAAACCAAGGAGGAAUUGAAGAAGAAGUACGUUUCCGUUGAUAAAAAUUCUGAGUGGGAAAUCAAAAGUAAUACCUCAGUGGGUACUGCCACAGUUGGAUCAUCAGAAGCAAUCAUAUUAGGGGGGUUGGCAAUGAAAAAGAAUUGGCAAGCCAAGAGAAGAGCAGAAGGGAAAGAUAUUUCAAAGCCAAAUAUUAUUAUGGGUGCGAAUGCUCAAGUCGCCCUAGAGAAAUUUGCGAGAUACUUUGAUGUGGAGUGCCGCUUAGUACCUGUUUCGAAAGAGAGUCAGUAUGUUUUAGACAAGACUAAAAUCAAGCAAAAUGUUGACGAGAACACUAUUGGUAUCUUUGUGAUUUUGGGAUCUACCUAUACUGGGACUUUUGAGGAUGUUGCAGGGGUGUCUAAAAUUUUGGAUGAGGUUGAAAACGAAACCGGUCUUGAUAUUCCAAUUCAUGUCGAUGGUGCAUCUGGGGCUUUCAUUGCUCCAUUUAUUUACCCAAAUUUGGAAUGGGAUUUCAGAUUACCAAGAGUUCACUCGAUUAACACAUCUGGUCAUAAAUUUGGGUUGACUGCCGCCGGUCUUGGGUUUGUGCUUUGGCGCAAGGCCAGCUAUUUGCCACAAGAGUUGAAGUUUGAACUAAGUUAUCUUGGAGGCUCAGAAGAAAGUUUCACAUUGAACUUCUCUAGGCCUGGACAUGAAAUCAUCAACCAAUUUUACAACUUUAUUGCUCUUGGUAGAGACGGCUACACAAAGGUGUUCCAAUUGCUAUUGGACAAUGCAAGAUUGUUGUCAGAUUUUUUGGAACAGACUGGGUAUUAUGAGUGUGUAUCAGUUAUUCACAGAAAGCAAGGAGUUUAUCAUUUAGGAGAAAGUGAAACAAAAUCAGAUGACGGUAGUUAUAAUGUUGGUUUGCCAGUUGUUGCCUUCAAGUUCAGCCAAAAGUUCAAGAAGAACUAUCCACACAUUCCACAAGAUGUUAUUUCUAUGAUGCUUAGAAAUAAGGGGUACAUUGUCCCAAACUAUCCAUUGCCUCCAAAUGAACAAUCGAUUGAAAUCCUCAGAAUUGUUGUUCGUUUGAACUUAUCUCAUGAGUUGUUGGACCAGCUAAUGAGUGACAUCCUUGAAAUUACUGAGAAUUUAAUUGAUGCUGCCGACUUGAUUGAAAAAACUACUUCUCAUGAGACCAAAGCUGCUAAAUCUGAUAAUGAAAAAGUCAUUCAUGAAAUGUUGCUAUCUAUUGCAAGCUCAGGGAUCAAGAACAAGGAUAUCUUUGAAAAAAGUGAAGAGGGUUUCAAGCGUCAUCGGCGCCCAAAACACGGUACAUACAGAGGAGCUUGCUAA
This is a messenger RNA of Saccharomycopsis crataegensis, 1737 nucleotides long. It is a transcript of the gene GAD1, whose product is annotated as glutamate decarboxylase GAD1. Gene Ontology annotation, cellular component: cytosol. Bases 1 to 1737 code for a protein of 578 amino acids. The transcript has a single exon. Gene Ontology annotation, molecular function: pyridoxal phosphate binding; glutamate decarboxylase activity. Lineage: Eukaryota; Fungi; Ascomycota; Saccharomycetes; Ascoideales; Saccharomycopsidaceae. The record is from RefSeq and is a predicted model, not a curated record. Gene Ontology annotation, biological process: L-glutamate catabolic process.